GAUGUGAACUCUAAAGCACAUGACAGUAAUGUAGUGAGUCAGCUGUGGUGUGUGAUGUUGAGCGUCUCCUCCCUCUGCCCCUCCUCCUGUCUCUCUUAUAGCACGUCCCUGCAGUCUCUCCUUUAUCUGCUCGUCACGCCGCUCAUCUCUUCACUCAGCACCAGAGUCCCAUCACACACGGACACCAUGCUGCCAGCGCUCUGCUCUCUCUUCACUGCUCUCUCAUGUGUCAGUGGUGUGACUGUGGUGACACAGAAGCCUCCUGUUCUCACACUGACUGCAGGACAGACGGCCAACAUGGACUGUAACCUGGGGACUGUCACUACUAGUGCUGCACGCUGGUACAAACAGGUUCCUGGAGGAGUUCCUCACACGUCCCUGCAGUCUCUCCUUUAUCUGCUCGUCACGCCGCUCAUCUCUUCACUCAGCACCAGAGUCCCAUCACACACGGACACCAUGCUGCCAGCGCUCUGCUCUCUCUUCACUGCUCUCUCAUGUGUCAGUGGUGUGAUUGUGGUGACACAGAAGCCUCCUGUUCUCACACUGACUGCAGGACAGACGGCCAACAUGGACUGUAACCUGGGGACUGUCACUACUAGUGCUGCACGCUGGUACAAACAGGUUCCUGGAGGAGUUCCUCAGUAUGUGUUAAGGCAUUAUCAUGGCUGGAGCUCUCCUAGCUAUGGAUCUGGUUUCUCGUCUCCUAAAUUCACAUCAACAUACUCGUCUAAAUCAGAUUAUAAACUGAUAAUCAGUAAUGUGGAGGUGGGAGACUCAGCAGUGUAUUACUGUCACACAUGGGACAGCUCUGCUAAAGAGCACGUAUUCGGCCAAGGAACAAAGCUGAUCGUCAGCAACGCUGCUCUCCCGUCUCCUGUUCUGAAGGUUCUCCCUCCGUCCACUGAAGAGCUGAAGACUAAUAAAGCCACUCUAGUGUGUUUGGCCAGCGACAUGUCUGUGGGUUUCGCUGACGUGAGUUGGCUCGUGGACGGGAAAUCGGUCACCAGUGGAGUCAUCACCGGCUCUGCACAGCAGCAGGACAAUAAGAAGUUCACACUGAGCAGCUAUUUGACCAUCGACAGCUCCGAGUGGGACAACGACAAAGUCAUAACGUGUGAAGUGUCUGCUGGAGGAAAAGCCGCAUCGGUGAAGAUUAACAAGUCUGAAUGCAGUGAAUGAACCAGAUUAUUGCUUUAUACAUAUAUAAAUGUUUCAGCAAUGUUUUUUAGAUGUUCUAGCUGAAUGUGUAGAAAAAUAAAGGAUAUAAACUCCUGCAUGUAAUCAAAAUAGAAGCGUAAUUAAAGUGCAGUCCUGAAAAAGAAAA
Molecule: messenger RNA, 1324 nt
Organism: Tachysurus vachellii
Lineage: Eukaryota; Metazoa; Chordata; Actinopteri; Siluriformes; Bagridae
Product: immunoglobulin lambda-1 light chain-like
Exons: 6
Coding region: 55-1179 (374 amino acids)
Source: RefSeq, a predicted model, not a curated record